AUGCAACUGCGGCUGGUGAAUGGAACUGCCUGGUCUGGACGACUAGAAGUGUUUCACGAAGGAAAAUGUUCAGGAGCGGUAGCCGUCAGGUCGGACUUGUACGGCCAAGGAUCAGGAUUUAUUUUUCGAAAACACGUAAAAUGCUCUGGAAGUGAGACCAGCUUCUCGCAAUGUGAAUUCGGGAGCAUCUACUACUGCGAGCACUGGAUGGAUGUCGGUGUCAUCUGCAACUCCCCUGGGGAGCUAACCCCGCGUUUAGUGAAUGGAGCUCACUGGUCUGGACGUUUGGAGAUUUUAGUAAACGGAACAUGGAGCUCAAUGUAUGAACUGGAAUUCGGAAACAACGAAGCACAGGUGGUUUGCAGAAUGCUCGGUUUAAACAGUCCUGGAGCUGUAAGUGUGACUUCAGAUAUGUACGGUGUGGGUUCCGGAGAUAUUUUUGCUGUACCAAUAAAAUGUACAGGAGCAGAAAGUAAGCUAUCAGAGUGCAAGCGCGUCAAACUCAAACUAUAUGACCCCCAUCACUGCGCGGAUGUCGGAGUCAUUUGCAAUAUUCCUGGACAGAUUACUCCUCGUCUAGUGGAAGGUAGUGCGUCUUCCGGUCGCCUUGAGAUUCUGUAUAACGGAACUUGGAAUUUAGUGUGUGAUGAAGGGUUCGGGCUACAAGAGGCAGAGGUGGCCUGCAGGAUGCUUGGUUUUGACAGUCAUGGAGAAGCCAGUGUAAUGUCACUUAUCCACGGCAACAGUUUUACAAGAACUAUUUCUGGAAACGUGACCUGCAUGGGUACAGAGAGGAGUCUGGCUGAAUGCCAACAUCCGGGCUUCAAUACCAUUGACUGUGAAAAGUCGCAGGUCAUCGGCAUCUCUUGCAGUUUCCGUAAGAACGAAUUUAAUAUGAAACGAAUAAAGCAGAUUCUCCACACACUCAAAGAGUUAUAG
Messenger RNA from Pomacea canaliculata, 939 nucleotides. RefSeq names its product neurotrypsin-like. Bases 1 to 939 code for a protein of 312 amino acids. NCBI's taxonomy places the organism in Eukaryota, Metazoa, Mollusca, Gastropoda, Architaenioglossa, Ampullariidae. The record is from RefSeq and is a predicted model, not a curated record. The transcript is spliced from 6 exons. Gene Ontology annotation, cellular component: membrane.